UUUUGCCAUUCAAAAAUUUUUCACCGUCAUUAUUGGGUAUGGAUAACGAAUUAUCGAGCAUCCGACGAUGAAUUACGAUGACGAAUGUCUGGCAUUGAACCACAUUCCGUGCGUCACGAUACGAACGAAAACCCCGCCUGGUGAAAAGGUGAAAAGUAAAUGCCACAUGUAAAGCAGUCCCGCUGAAGGCCAAUAAGCAAUAUUGGUAUGCUUACAAGGAAUGCUAAUCGAAAGCAAAAGAUCUCUUGCAGACAACCAGUUAUAUUCAACCUAAACAAGGACUCUUCAUUCGCGUUCCCACGACUUUGAACACGUCUGCCACGCAGGUCGCAGGAUAACGAUCUGGUUGCUGUUUUCCCACCUCACACUGUUCGCAAGAGUGUUAAAAUGCUGGGCACCGAGUCACUCAAGAGACGACAGGAUGAGGCAAUGCCCAAAGGCAAAGACGCACCAGAGAAUAUCAAAGCGCGUCGUGAAUCGAGGGGACUCGACGCUGAGGAUAAAUGCGAGAACAAAAGGAAAACAACAGAGGAUUCAUGGUUUGUUUCCGACGAACUAUCAGAUGGCUUGGUGUUGUUUUCAUCUGACGAGGGAAGAAAGAUUUUCUUCGAAUCAGCAAGCUCAGGUUACCUAAACAGCUAUUUCGAGUUGGCCCAAAACUUCCUGACUUCGUUCGAGCCUCGUUUCAGUUGUAGUCUGGCCACACUAACCAUGUGUCUGAACACUUUUCGCGAGGACCCACAUAGGAUAUGGAAGGAUGUCUACCGCUGGUACGCGCAGACGAUGCUGGAACAUUGUGUACCUUACAGGGUAAUCGAGGGCAACGGUGUUGUGUUCCAGCAGUUCGCGUGCAUGGCCGAGGCGAAUAAUCUUAAGGUGGCUCUGGUGCGUAACCUCAAGCCAACGGCGACGAUUGAUGAGUUUAGAGAGGUUUGCAAGCGAACAACAUCAGGUUCGUGUGACGAGAUAUUGGUUGUGUGUUAUCACCGGAAAGGGUUGGAUCAGAAAGGCACCGGGCAUUAUUCCUCAAUCGGCGGUUACCACCCGGAGAAAGACCUAGUUCUCGUGUUCGAUAUAUCUAGGUACAAGUACCCACUGCACUGGGUACCGGUUAAACGUCUCUGGAAUGCCAUGACGAUGUUUGAUAGCGUCACUGGUAAUCCUAGAGGGUAUUUUGUUUUAACUAAAAGAACGCAUCUCGAUAAAUCUAGCCUCUUGUUGUUUAAAACUAUAAAUCCCGAGGAUUCGCCUUCCUUUCACAGAGGAUGGCUGAAGUUUUUUGAGACAGCUUUACUGCCGUGGCACAACUGGAUGAAAAGUUCCGACGUCCAGACGGUUGAUUCACUCGCAAUGCUGGGUUUCGUUGUGAGGACGUUGUUUCGUUUUAUGACGAGCUCACGAUGUUCAGGCAUCGAUCAUCUCGCUGGAAUUCAUAUGCGUCUGGAAUUCAAGGACGCGGGUUCCUCUUUGAACAAGAGAUGCUUGGUCUGUGAAGUUCGUGAAGCCAUCGAAAGCAACGUUUUGUGGAAAUUCGUGGCGGACGAGAUUGCGAAAGGAGACAAACAGAAUGGUGAGCUGAAAAGGUGAUGAAAAGACACAAGAACAAUCACCUUGCCAGUGUUGGUCAAUGCUAAUUGAUGAAGUCGCUCAAUAUCAACACGCAUAUUCAUCAAAGAUGUGUUGUGAUUUGAAAAUCCAGCCAUCUGUCUGUCAUUUGCGACAGUUUAACCUCGCUCAUUAUAUAACAAUGAUUGUGUUGUCAUGGCCUUACGACAUAAACGAGAUGAAUGGUCAAAGAAACAACACCCGUGUUAGCACGGCAAUGAAUGAUAUCGUAUCAGCCGAAUCGUCCAGAAUGAGUAAGUUGUUGAAGGAAGAGGUCGCCAAUUGUAGACGACGUUUUCAAAAAACACAGUUUGCUCUGCAGUAGAUUUGAACAGCUUGUAAACUAUGUAUUACAAGACGAAAUUAGCUAGCAUAUGAAGGAGUUCCUUCAAAUAAUUUUAUUAAAAGUUUUCCUAAGUUAUUAGUACCAUA
Messenger RNA from Dendronephthya gigantea, 2037 nucleotides. RefSeq names its product glutathione gamma-glutamylcysteinyltransferase 3-like. NCBI's taxonomy places the organism in Eukaryota, Metazoa, Cnidaria, Anthozoa, Malacalcyonacea, Nephtheidae. Gene Ontology annotation, biological process: response to metal ion; detoxification of copper ion; phytochelatin biosynthetic process. The coding region runs from base 388 to 1587 and encodes 399 amino acids. The transcript has 3 exons. Gene Ontology annotation, molecular function: metal ion binding; glutathione gamma-glutamylcysteinyltransferase activity. The record is from RefSeq and is a predicted model, not a curated record.